GCUCAUCAACGAAGUGCUACUUGGGGGGACAACCUGGACGCAGAGGAAUUCAGAAUGAUGUCCUCUUCCUACUACCACCCUGUCAAAGAAGCAGACAUGGCGUCUAUGACAGAGCCGCUGUGCCUGGAAAGAGAUGUGUGCAGGGUGAUUGAGCUGCUGGACCGACUGCAGCGGAGUGGUGAACUACCUCCUCCUAAACUGCAGGCCCUGCAGAGAGUCCUACAAAGCAAAUUCUGUGCUGCUAUCAGAGAGGUAUAUGAGCAGCUGUAUGACACUCUCGACAUUGUUGGAGGACCUGAGGUGCGAGCACAGGCAACAGCCAAGGCCACAGUGGCAGCCUUUGCAGCCAGUGAGGGCCACGCCCACCCAAGGGUAGUGGAGCUGCCCAAGACAGAAGAGGGUUUGGGCUUUAACAUCAUGGGAGGCAAAGAACAGAACUCUCCAAUCUACAUCUCCAGAGUGAUCCCUGGGGGAGUGGCUGACCGUCAAGGAGGGCUGAAGAGAGGAGACCAGUUGCUGUCCGUCAAUGGAGUGAGCGUUGAGGGAGAGCACCAUGAGAAAGCUGUGGAGCUGCUGAAGGCCGCCCAGGGUUCAGUGAAGCUAGUAGUCCGCUACACCCCAAAGGUCCUGGAAGAAAUGGAGGCUCGUUUUGAGAAGAUGAGGAGUGCCCGGAGACGUCAGCAGCACACCAGCUACUCGUGAGGCUACUCAAUAAUCUCUGGAGUCCAGGGGCUAACUAAUGCCAAUACCAAUGCCUCCAUCCACCUCACUGUCCAACCCUCUUCAGUCUUCUGUUCCAGUGGGAGCCAAGACCGUAGAAGUGAAGCAAAACACCAAAGUAGCCUACACGUUACAUUCUUCAUGAAGCCAAUAUUGCUGUUUAGGAUGGUCUCCCCUCCCUCUUUCCUUGUUUUUUGAAGAAAUGCAGUGUAAACUUCUUGCCAGAUCAUGCCUGUAAUUUCACUUGUGCAAAAUCUCUGUGGAGAUUCAUUCAGUCAUUCAAUCAUCCAGGUCAUAUUCACUCAAAGAGUUAAAGCAAGGCGUCUGGACUUGUGAAGAUUG
Molecule: messenger RNA, 1062 nt
Organism: Scatophagus argus
Lineage: Eukaryota; Metazoa; Chordata; Actinopteri; Scatophagidae
Gene: lin7b
Product: lin-7 homolog B (C. elegans)
Exons: 6
Coding region: 55-702 (215 amino acids)
Biological process (GO): maintenance of epithelial cell apical/basal polarity; protein localization to basolateral plasma membrane; neurotransmitter secretion
Cellular component (GO): basolateral plasma membrane; MPP7-DLG1-LIN7 complex; cell-cell junction
Molecular function (GO): L27 domain binding
Source: RefSeq, a predicted model, not a curated record